AUGUUCUUCCAUGUGAGUAAUAAUAUCAUUUGAUAUACUUUACCAAGGUUUUUCUACAUACCAUAUGUGAUACUGUCAUACUGACAAAUGACAAUACAUCGACACAUACAUGAUAUAUGUAUACAUAAUUUGCUAGAGGUAACAGACAGGAUUGGACAGUUAAAAUUUCUUGAUCAUUAUUAUCUGCAGAUAUCUCUUGAACAUGAAAUUCUGCUCCAUCCUCGUUACUUUGGUCCCAACUUGCUUCAGACAGUGAAACAAAAGUUGUUCACAGAAGUGGAAGGAACAUGCACUGGAAAGUAUGUUUUCAUCAAGCCUUUGUUUACAAUAUACUAGUAGUCCAGCGGAUAUGCACAGAUAUUUGAGAAAAUCAUGCACUUUGUGAAGAAAGCACCAAAUUCACAGGUAGUGUAGACUUUAACAUGAUGAUGAAUCUUAGAUAUGGAGCCAUCACCAGAAAUUGAUGCUGACAGCUUAAUAUUUAGGAUUUCUUACAUUCUCUUAUUAAUCUCGUAUACAAUUAAAAAUUGUGAAAUUGCAGGUUCACAUAUAGCAAAAAUGACAUGCGUCAUUAGAAAGCUUACAAAAAACUGCAUAUAAGACAUUUAAGCAGUUACUUUGAUUUUCCAACUCCUCUGUCAGUUAUGAGCAGUUGAAAAUAUGUUUUAGGGCUAGUGUCCAGGACUUUGGCGGGAUUUUUGCCUAUUUAUCACGUUUUUAAAUAGCAAUAACUGGAAAACUGCUUGGAAAAUCAAUCAGCUGUUUAAAAGUCUUAUAUGUAGUUUUUUGUAAGCUUUCUAAUCAUGCAAGUCAUUUUUGCUAUAUGUGAACCUGCAAUUUCACAAUUUUAAACAGUAAUAGAGUUUAAUAAGAGAAUAUAAGAAAUCCUAAAUUUUAAGCCGUCAGCAUCAAUUUUAGUGAUGCCUCCGUAUCUAAGAUUCAUUAUCAUGUUAAAGUCUACACUUCCUGUGAAUUGGGUGCUUUCUUCACAAAGUGCAUGAUUUUUUACUUUUCCGCUGGACUAUAGAUAACUUCCUGUAUAGCACCGCAAAAAGCACCUAUCCAAUAUGGGACGUACAACUCUGUUACAAUAAUUCCUCUGAAAGUAGCGUUCCCAAAAGGUACGGAUAGGUGUAUUUCACAUCAAGCCCAAGUUUCAAUACUGUCAUUCUUAUCUAACAAUAAACAGGUACAGACAUUGUCUACUCUCAUGUGAAACUUGUCAAGGGUAUUUUGAUAGGUUUUCAACUGAUAAGCUAAUGGUUUUAUCUCAACAUUUCACAUUAAGAACAGUUCUGGAGGGUUGCCCCCCUUCCCCCCCCUGGCUAUGUCACUGCAUUACCUAUGAAUAUUCAUCUCCAUGUAGAUAUGGUUUUAUUAUUGCUGUAACUACCAUUGAUAAUAUUGGUGUUGGUGCAAUUCAACCUGGUAGAGGCUUUGUAGUUUAUCCUGUGAAAUAUAAGGUAACAUAUAUAUUCCCUUUUUGUCAACUGUAAAGUAAAAUCAUCUGUUGAUAUUAUAAGAAGGAAUGCAUCUAUAAUUGUGGCACAUUGCUGCUUGAUCAAUUAAAGUCAAACUGAAAUAAUUGAAUACUUGGCUUUCUUAAUCAAGCUUUUGUUUGUGGUGUAGGCAAUUGUAUUCAGACCGUUUAAAGGAGAAGUCCUAGAUGCUGUGGUCACACAGGUCAACAAGGCAAGUGUUGAAAAAAUAUUGUGUUAGCAUGAUUAUAGUUUCAGCUUGAUAUGUCAUAGUUUUAAUUAAUCCAUUAACCCAUUGAGUGACAGCACUCUCCCCCUGACGAGUAAAAUUGUCUGGCAUUAGACAGAGUAAAAUAAUAAAGUAGGGUGCAUCUGGGUGCAUUGCCACUUGAAGGGUUAAAGUGCAAGACUCUCCCCUUGAUGAGUAAAAUUGUCAGGCUUUAGAUGGAGUAAGAUAUUGUAGGGUGCAUAAAAUAAGUACAUCUGUACAUAUGGAUGCAUUGCAUCUUAAUGAGUUUUAAAGUGAUCUUCAACAAAUGCAGAUUGAAAGAGAUGCAACUUAAAACCUUUCAAGUAUAAGCAAAACUUUGACAUUUUGAACAAAGGCCCUUCGUUGGGAAAUCAGUAUCCAAUAUUGUCAUAUUUUGUUUGCAGGUUGGAUUGUUUACAGACAUUGGGCCACUUUCAUGUUUUAUCUCUAGACAUGUAAGUAUAAUCUUGUGUGCAUAUUGCAGAUGAUCAUCAAAUUCUUUUUCAAAUUUAAAAUUAAUUUUUAACUCAACUCCUUCUCCCUUUAGUCCAUUCCACCAGACAUGAAGUUUGAUCCACAGAGUAAUCCACCAUGUUAUAAAACAGAAGAAGAGGUGGGGUCUGUUUUUGGUACUGUCAUGCAUAAACAGAUUUUCUGGGGAAGGGGGAAGCAAAAUCUGUCUAUGCUGUAAUGAUCAAAACCGUGGGUCAGUAGGUGCAUGAUUCAUUUGGUGACAAUUGUACUUUGUGUUGUAGGAUGUAGUCAUUCAACAACAUGAUGAAAUACGAUUACGCAUUGUUGGCACAAGAGUCGAUGCUAAUGACAUAGUAAGCUGUUUGGUUUCAGUUUUAGACAUUUUUUUGUCAAAUUGAAUGAGAAAUCAACAAUCGUUUGUCUUGCUUUCCUGGACAGAGAAAACUGCAUGUGUAAUUAGCCCAUGGUGUAAUCAGGGAUGGAUUACCUGGGGGGGGUUGGCACCCCCUAGCCCUGAGACAGGCACAGAUUUUCUGGGGGGUGCGGGGGUGCACACCCCAGAAAUGAUUUGCGCCCCCCAGAAAUGAUUUGCACACCCGCACCCCCAGAAAUGAUUUGCACCCCCCAGAGGCAUUUGGCACUGCCCCAAAAGUUUUUGCACCCCCGCAAAUCAUAUAUAUUUUGAUUUGAUAGUUUCAUAUUUGAUUAUUCUUACUAAUAAAUUUGUAAAAUUACCAAUAUUAUGGUCUCAGAUCUCGCCAUGCAGGCCUAGAAAACAAAUUUUGUCAAACUUUUUCCUUGGCCUUUCCGGGCAUUGCCACCAGGCCCCGGCCAAAGCAAGCAGCAGCACCCCCCCCCAGAUAUUAUCCACCCCCACCCCCGUACAAAAAUAUGAAAAUAUGUCUCUGCCCUGAGAUACAGUAAUUUGAGUAACAACAUGAUGAUAAUUGAUAAGCGAACUGUGAACAGCAAUUAUAGUUCAAAUACAGUAGUCAAGCAAAUACAGUAGUCAAGCAAGUACAGUACUGCUGUAUAUUGAUGGGCGGGCGGCGCAUGUAACCGACACAACUCUGUGCACCAUCUGGUAGAGCACCCCCCUACCAGAUCAUACUGGAUCCAUGCCUGGGUGUAAUCGCUAAUGUUUGUCUCUAUUUGUUUUAUUUCAGUUUGCAAUAGGAUCUCUCAUGGAUGACUUUCUUGGUAGGUUCUUGUAUCUGAGAAUUUGAGAACAUAAAUGUGAAAUGAUUAUUCUGACAUUUCUUUCACCAUUUUUCAUUUUUAGGAGUUGUUGGUGGAUAAUGUUGGAUAGAACCGUAUGCUGUUUUCAUGCACUACACCUUCCAUCCACCCAGGUUUGGUGUUGUAAAAACUGAUCUUAAACUGGACAAGUUUUCUAUUUCAAUAUUUUAACCAUUUUCAAAUUUAUAUUUAUAGACAUGUACAUACUUUAUAUCUUUGCUGCAUAAUUAGUUUAUCAAUAGCUAGAACUCCUGCACUUUUCAACCCAUAGUAAAAAUUUGCUGAUAAUGAAAGAGACUGGCAUUUUUUAUUCCCUCUAAUGAGCUGUGAACAAGGUUUUGUUCAUUUCAAGUUAUCAUCCAGAUGCCAUGCAUGAGCUCGUUCUGAGGUCAACUGUGAUUGGCCUGUAUCAAUGGUUGUCAUAAUUAAUUUGCUUUGAUGGAAGUAGAUUUGGUUCAUUCUCGUUUAAAACAUUUUCAUAAGCUAUUAAGCUUUAAUUACAAGCACAACGCAUCUCACUAUCGUAAGUGUAACGCCAAGUUUACGGAGUAUGAAAAAAUGAAAAUAAAAUUUCCUCCAUUCCUGAAUUUUCUCCUCCCAAAAUUUCCUGUACAGAGAGAUCAUUUUGGUAAUUUUCAGUUCAAUUUGCAAGCAUAAGGCAGUAGUUAUUACAAUAUCAUGAAAUAGUUAAUAUAUUAAAAGCAGGGAUAAUUGAGAACAUUUUCAAUGUUAAUUUGUACAGACUGCGUAUUCCGCAUCAUAUAUUUGUCCAAAAUUACUUCACAAAAGUGUUAUUUUCAUUUAUUUUUCACAAAAACUUGGUAAAAGCUAGUCGCAAAGUCAGACCACUUAAGUUUAUAUUUAUUUUAUAAAGAUAUUGUCUUUAAAAUGCUCUUGUGUGUUACACUUAUAAAUCAUUCAUUGUGAAUGAUUCUCCGAGUUAAGUUGUUGUCGCAGUCAGUCUUGCUCUUUUCAAUUGGGCGAAACACCUGCGCGUCUCGAUCUAUUGUCAAACGAAAAGUUAAAUGCUUGUGCCUUAAUACUGCAAUCUGAUUGGUGCACACUUUAUUAAAUUUGCUGCUAGAUUGGCCUCCUGUGAUGAGCACUCGCGAAGUUUAUAAUAUGUUCCCAUUAAUGAAAGUUGAUUAAAGAGGCCGAGGCAAACUGUUACUUAAAAUACGUCGAUCAAUAUAUCAUAAGAUCUUACUGAUACUGUCUGUAUAUUAUUGUAAUAGAAAAAUAAGCUCGUCAGUGAGUGAUAUUUAUUGCUUCGAGAUUAUACGACCUAGACUGAUAAAUUAGCGCUGUAUUGCAGUACAAUAAGAUUCGAGAACUUAACUCAUUUCAAAAUUGUUACAGAAUCAAAAUUUCGUUCUAAUUCUAAUUAGAAAGCUUUGGAAUUUUCCCCCAAUUCUAAUUUGUAUUGAGAUCUUGCUAAUACUGUAAGUCUAUAUAUUGAAAUAGAAAAAUAAGUUCUUCUGAGGGCGGCGGUAUUUAUUGCUUCGAGAAAACGUCAUUUGAAUUAUAUGACCCUGAAUAAAUUAGCGCCAUAUUACAUGUAAUAAAUCAAGUUUUCGAGGAUCAAAAUUUCGUUCUAAUUCUAAUUAGAAAACUUUCAAUUGGAAUUUUUUUCCUAAUUCUAAUUUGUAUUGAGAGAAGUAAUACUGUAAGUCUAUGUAUUGAAAUAGAAAAAUAAGUUCUGAGUGGGUGGCGGUAUUUAUUGCUUCGAGAAAACGUCAUUUGAAUUAUAUGACCCUGAAUAAAUUAGCGCUGUUUAGUGUAUUAUACAUGUAAUAAAUCCAACAUUGUUGCAAAAAAUUUCGUUCUAAUUCUAAUUAGAAAGCUUCGGAAUUUUUUCCCCAAUUCUAAUUUGUAUUAUGUUCUGAAAUCAUUUAAAAAAAUUAAACUGAGUUAAAAAGAAAUGAAAUUUCCUCCUUUCCUAAAUUUUCUCCUCCACGUGUUAGUGGCAUAGUCAUAGACAUGGCUUGAAAAAAGUCAUAUGGAUGACCAGUUUCAUAUUAUUCUGACACUACAAUCGGCCAACGAAAAAUUCGUUGGCUCGAGCGGGAUUUGAAAUUUAAAUUUAAGUGUGAAACUUUCUUCAUAUAUUAUUUAUGGCCGGAAUUCUAACACUGUCAUUAGCCGAAUUCAUAUUAGAGACGGGAAACUGGUCUCAGACGGGAAACUCGUCUAAUAUGAAUCCGGGCGCAGACGAGUUUCCCGUCCGAACUUUCCCGUCUAACAAGUUAGACGGGAAUCUCGUCUAGACGGGAAACUCGUCUUAAAUUCGAAUUUACCCGUCCCUAAAUUCAUAUUCAGACGGGUUUUCGCAGACGAGUUUGCCGUCCCUAAUAUGAAUUCGGCUAUUGUUUCAGACAUCACCCCACAACGACCAAGGGUGUAAUUUCACGUGCACUGCAUGACACUAUAUGUUUAAACAUUAAUAUUCUGCAUAUAUUGUAUAUGCAUGCGUUUUAUUGUGCACACAAAAGAAUUCGUACUUAAAUUAUACUUAAUAAGGUGUUUAUGUUUCAAUGCCUCAAAAGGAAUCGAAAAAUUUUUUUAAAAGAGCAGAACUACAAUGAGUUGCUUGGCAAAAUGCUGUUAUAGAACGAUGCAUAUUUGUGCUAUCUAAAUCAAAUAAUCCUUUUCGACACGACGGCUAUUAAAAUAUUUGCAGAAAGAUAACAGCGAACUUAAAAAAUUAAAAAUGCAAAUCGCCUCUUUUAAGACUUGAGCCUUUCUCAGUUGUUGAAACAUUCUUUCAAGUGUGAAGUGGAAAUCAUUUGCUGACUGCAUGUACGAUUGUACGUGUAUAACUAGUGAAAGCUAGGGAAAAUAUAAUAAUUAUAAAUAUAAAAAAGUAUUUGUAGCACUUUAUCUAAAAAUAUGAAAUUGCAUGGAACAAUGCAUUCAUUAUACAUUCAAAGAAAACAUACAUGCAGUCACAUUGUCAUACAGGUCAAAUUAUAUAUGCUGUGUAAUGAAAUGUAUUUCACCUUUUGUUUGCCAAAAGAAAUAUAGCUCAAGCUUAGAGAAUCGACUAUGUUAACGCCUGAUAGGAUACAGUCGUUUUAAAAUGACUUUCAGUUAUAUUGAAACUUUAUAUGAUUUUAUGUAUAGCUAUAAUACUGAAUUCUCAGCUUCAUAUAAUAUAAUUUAAAACAUGAACCAUGUAUAUAUAGGCAUUAAUCAUAAAGCACGCAUGCAUGUAUUAGUUAUGAUUGGGUGCAGGCAAUUUAGAAGUAAAGGACUCAACUAUAUGUAUAGACUUUAUGGUUUGUUUUACCAGUUGCCAAAAAUUCUUAUUAAUUGGGAUAAAAUUCUUCUAUAUCUAUUUGAUAAUUUUCGGUUCAGUUAUUGGAACAUGGAUAUACAAUGUCAUAAGGUUUAAUAGAACCCACAUAUACACUAUAACAAGUUAAUCAAAGACCUGUACCUAAGUUUUGUGUAUAAACUUGUGUCUUGCAAUGCCGACCUAAUGCUAUAUAACAUUACCAAAAUGAUUUGCAUUUUAUUAAAAAUUUUCCAUUUGCUUUUAAGUCGCUUGAAAGAUGAAUACAUAAUGAAGUUAAAAUUCCUUUGUCUGUCACAAAACACACUGUCAUGCAUUUUACAGUUACAGGUGAAAUUCUCUUAAUAUAACACAUUUAUUUAGCCUUUUGUCGGUCGCUGUAUAAAUAUUGUGCUUCGACAUGGCAUUUCGAAAAAGGCUGAGUGCAUUUUCGAAUGUUGGAAAAAAGUUCGAUUUAUGUAUAAUUGCUACAUUUGUGGAACAUUAAAGAUAUACAUUCGUGUAAUAGGGCUGUAUUCGUAGAUAACUAGAAGAGCUUAGAGUUAUUGGCAUGGAUAUAGAAAUGAAGCGAUCUCAUUGGUCAAACAAUGCAUCUAAACACGUGGCGAGACAACAAAAACUGUAUGUUUAACAAAGAGGCGCAGGACGCGUGUGGCAUUUGCAAUUAGCAAUCCAUAAACCCCUUAGUUUCGUCCGGACAACGCAAGCAGCUGUCGUAGCUUGUAAUUAUAACAUUCGUGCACAUUCGACACUGCUAUCACAACACAUUGCAUAGUCACACUGAAAACAUCUCGCUGAAUUGAGCUACAAAAUUAACUUGAUUAUCGAAGCAUCGCCGAGCAAACCAGGCGAAUUUUAACGUAUAGCUACACUCUUCAUUCCAUUACAUUUCGUUUGAAGGAAUUUCGUUUUUGACCCGCGUUUACCCGGUACCUGCCAGAACCCAUCAUGCCGAAAGCUUUCCUUGUGAAGAAAUUCAAGACAUCGAAAUGGUCAACACAUGCUGCAAAAAUCGACAAGAAGCUUUUGCGUGAAAUUCAACGCGGUAGCGAAGUCGAAUUUCGUGUGAAGACUAUGAAAAUCAAAAAGAAAUCCACAAUUCCCGAAACGAAAUUCGCUACAAAGGAGUUAUUUUACGCCACCGAUAAACAAACAUCGCGACCGUCGGAGAUUCAUUAUUCGACUACAUCAUUCCAGAGCUGUUUGGACGCUUUAAAAAACCAAGCAAAAUGCUACAAGGAGGAUGACAAGCGGGGGAAAGUCGAAAAAGGUUCACGAAAUUCAACGACGAAUUCAAGCCGGCCGUUGAUCGUACCGAAUGAAAAAUUCGAAUUCCCAAAGCCGAGCGGUCCGUUGCCACAGUCACAGUAUAUUUGUCAACUUUGUAAGGAGGUCUAUCCUGAUCCGUUUGCCUUAGCUCAACAUCGUUGCUCUGGGAUCAAACAUACCGAAUACCGUUGUCCAGAAUGUGAUAAAGUUUUUAGUUGUCCUGCAAAUCUCGCUUCCCAUCGUCGUUGGCACCGACCGCGCUCGCCCGGGCAUACGGCGAAGAAGACAAACGCAGGACCGUCGAUGGAGACAGAUGAAGAUUGUAAAACGAAACCAAGAAAACUAUCCUCUCCGAAUUCGUUAACGGAGUUGCCAUUGAACAAUAAUAAUACGGAGUACGUUUGCGAGAUUUGUACGAAAACAUUCCGACGAAAGAGCUACCUGCAAAAGCACAUGAACAGUCACAAUAAAGAGCGUCCAUAUCCUUGUCAAUAUUGUGGGAAGCUGUUCCGUAGUUUAACAAACCGUGCCAAGCAUGUACUACAACAUGCAGUCGGCAACGAAACCCUGCCUUGUGAAGUUUGUAGCGAUACGUUCCCAGACAGAGAAAGUCUCGAGAAACAUCAACGUUUACACAAAACCUUCGCUUGUGCGAACUGCGAGUCGAUAUUCGCCAGUGCGCCUGGUUUGGCCAAGCAUGCAUCGAAAUGCCUGCAAGAUCCCAGCUCGAAACGACUCAGUAUUUUAGUUGAAGUUUAACUUGAGUAAUCGUCCAAGUAUCCACAGUUAAUUGUGACACUUUGGUAUGAAAAUAAACGAUUUAUAUAUAGUUACGCUACGGAGCUGAAGGAUUUAUACAUUUCCCUCCCGCGUACAGAAACAUUUAUAUUAAGAACUCUUAAUAUAUAUUGAAUAGAAUAAAGAACAAAUUUUAUUUAACAUUAUAUGAGAUUAUAGCUAUAUAUAUAUAUAAAAUAGAAUACAAAAUCGAGGUUAUUGCUGAGCAAAUUCUACAACGGCAUAUCUUAGACUUAGACUUAUAGUGUCGUUGGCAAAACAUUUUGACUUUUGUAUCAAAUAUCAAGGUUUGGUUGCGAGUGAUUUAAAGGUUUUAUUUAGAAGUACUACUUUAAUUCAGAUGAUUUUAUACUGUACAAAAUUUUCGUACAAACUUGAAUACUUUAUGAUAACUUCUGUUCUUUUCGAUUGGAAAAGAAUAUUAUUCUAUAUAUAUACAAACGGUGAAAAGCUUGCAUAGUUGUACAUAUUUGCGUUGCCACUGGCCCUUUAUCGCCUUAUUUCAACACUGUAAAAACAUUCUUUUAAUUUGGUUUUCUUGGCUUUCACCUCGGAUGCGUUAAUGUACUGAAUUUAAGAUCGACGACUAAACUGUAUAAAGUAUCCUUACAAUUCCCUUUGCAUUUGUAAAUAAUUUCGGUAGUGAAAAAAUUUGAAAGUAUAUUUGGGCGUAUUGAAAAUUAAUGAGUCUUAUUUAAAUAGUUAUAUAUGUGCCUAUCAGAAUUUGUGUAUAGGAUUCUAUAUGAUGAAAUGUGUUUAAAAAUUUACUUAAAAUUUCUUGUAGAAAAAUUUAGUGUAUCAUUAAAAAGAACUGUUAUUCUAGAUGCCUUGUGUGCUGUUUUACGGCGUGGCAAGCGAGUUUUGUCGACGCAUUGUUUCAGGCGUUGCGAAGCAGAUGUUUUCUGUUUACAACAUCAAAGCUUCUACUGCAUUUUUGAUUUGUAGCUAUGCUAUUGCUUAAAACUCUGAAAGUGGUCACGUUCGCAGUGAUUUAACAUUACACCAGUAUAUAUAUAGUUUUACUAUUGGGAGGGAAUACGUGUUUUAAAAGGCGCGCUGUAAGAAAAAUUAAACCCGAAUGAGAGCAACGCAAUUCUGGUAUGUGCGUGGAAAUACUGAAGCUGCGUCAUUACACAGCACGCGUCACUAUAUGACUUCUAAAUGAAGCUUUGCGUCGUGAAGUCAUUUUCAGCAAAAAUGCGCAAAACGUUAAAGGUCGUUUUCCACUUCAACGUAUCGUAGAAUUUUCUUUUGUGCGAAAGUCAUUAGUUCCACUCUAGUGGUCAUGAAACAAAGAAAUACGCUACGCUACGUUAUACGGUUGAAGUGGAAAAUCACCAUGCAACUCGUAUCACUACAAGAUGAAAAAUCCUCCAUCAAUGGCAGUCUAUAAAUUUUAUUUGUUUGUUGGUAAAUUGAUCAAGUCGGGUGAAUUUAGUUGACUUACCACCUAUAUAUAAAACCUGAUUCACGCUGUCAAAGUUUCUGUGAGAGUGGGAAUGUUGCAUAGGUAAAUUCGUAUAAGAUUUGAAGGAUUUGUAAGAAAUAUUUGGCGAAACUGGCUCAGUGUUUAACAUUAAGUCUGUUCCAUCAAAUAUUUCUUACAAAUCCUUCAAAACCUAUAAUUUACGUAUGUAAAAUUCCUACUGUGGUCACAGAAACUUUGAUAAUGUAAACUAGGCUUAAGCCUCUAUCCUUUGUGGCCAUGCCAAAUGAGAAUCAUCAGUUUUGCGCUUUUUGUGUCAACUUGCAUGCGCUAUAUGACGUUCAACAGACAUAGGGUCGCCGUUUGUACCUUGUGGAACCCCAGACCAGAGAUAAUGCUACGGCAUGUGGAACUGCUGUAAUUUGUUUCGAAAAAUAACGAAAUAGCAUUUGCUGCCAUUAAUUUUAAUAUUUUACAUAUUAUAAAAACAAUUAAAACAUUUCUACAAUUUUUGCUAAUUCCUAUGUCUUUAAUCGUGCAAGCGCGUGUGAAUCUACUAAUAUGGCCCUGCCUGAAAAUCUCAUCCAAUGUGAGGUGUUUUUGCACCAAAGUAGUACAACUAGAAUGCCUACGCAAAAGUGAAUACAAAUGAGAGCAAGUGAUUAUCUUGAAAGUUAAGAUAUGAUAAUGUUUAAAACGAUUGGCGGAGAGACAUGAUAGAUAAACUUAAUGUAUUUGAACAUAUGAUCUAUUUUAUUAAGUUAAAUUUAUGUUAAAACUUGUUGACAUGCGUUUUUAAUUUAAUCUUGCCCAUAUUUUAUGGACAGUUUUUCAAGAUUUGUUUUCCCUCAUGACGUCUGCCAAGUUAGCUCCCCUACACAAAUUUUGCGGUGCGAUUAACAUAACUUUUUCUUGUUUCUCGAUAGCAUGUUUAAACAUAGAAGAAAAACAUCCUACGAAUAACAACGCCAUCUUGUAAACUCAAAUAUGAGUUAUUUAAAAAAAACAAGAUACAAAUUAUGGUGUGGUGAUAUUUCGACUCUAUUUCAGGUUGUGAAUAUAUGUUUAUACAUAUAUCAUACAUUUAACAAUAAAAUUUCAGCAGAAGAUGUGUUCGCUUGCCAUUUAAUUGAAAGGACUGUGUACACAUAUACACAAUGAGACAUUUCAUUACUCUGGUUGCCAUGUGAAAACUACGUGUUCCCGCGGAGAGAUGUGUAGUACAUCAUUGAUGCUGAACAAUAGCGGGAAAAUGGCCAACAUGAACGGCUGUUAUUCGAAGACCCCCACGCUUGAUAAACUGCGCGCUAUAAAGCAUGCUGUUUUACGCGGAUUAGAACUGAUUGGAACUGAUUAGAACUACAAAUUAUCUCGAGUAAAUAUGCUAGCUUUCUUCUUAAAAUAUGCAGUCUUGCGCGAAUUUGUUUUUGUGAAGAUUUCCAUGCGUUGAAUAAUUAAUCGGUUGUGGAGUUUUUCUCACCCCCUUGAGAUGCUGUUCUAAAAAUUGUGAAUGCGCGGAUACCGAAAAUAUCUACUAGUUUUCAACUAAUAUCAUAGUCGUGGAGUGCAGUAUAAUGUCGAACGGUAGCUGUGCCAGUGUAGGUCAUAUAGUCGCAAUAAUAACAAAACUUCUGAUUGAAUGGGAUACAAUUACUGCCUGAAAAAUACAAGGAGAACUUCGACGUUUCGAGCGAUGGCUCUUUGUCGGGAAGUUAGUAGAGAUGAGUAGUAUAGUGGCGGCUACUGUAACUUCCCGACGAUCGAAGGGUCUUCGCUCGAAACCGUUGGGGUUCUCCUUGUAUUUUUCAGGUAGUUGUAUCCCCAUCCUUUCGUAAAAUGCGAUCCUAUUUUAAAUUUUGGUCCGAUUCUGGAUUAGUAUCAAAAACUUAAACAUGAAAGAUGUUAUGUCCGUUUAUAGUUUCGUUUUUUCAAUUCUUUCUAUUUUGUGAAAUUUCAAUGCUAACAUUUUUUCUUCUCUCAUCUGAAAAUACGAGUAAAAAUGUCAAUGCUUUGUCGAGUAUCUCAGGCUUGAAUUCCAGAGUGAAAAGAGUGUUGUUAUGAAACUAAAUUAAUUUUACCACGCAUACUUAAUAAGUUGUGCUCAUUUGAGUUUUAUUUAUACAGCUAUUUACUUAAAAUUCAAGAUUAGACUAUCUUUUAAUCAAGUUUACAUUUUUCUACUUAAAAACACAUGCCGUUGCUUAGAACGAAAAACUUGCCUCAAAAAAUGCAGUAAACAUUACCAUAUUAUUUUAUUAAGAUGAAUUAGUACGUCCUCAACGGAAUCGGUAGGUUAUAGCAUGUAUAUAAUUAUUUGCGCGAUAUUUUUUAUAGACCGCCUUUUGAAAACCGUGUGUUGCUCUCAGCAACGGUAUACGGAAAAUACGUCGUUCAGCUGCAGGCUGUGUUUCCACUACGGAAAAUUAGAAGUUUCCAAAUUGCGCAAAAAGUCUUGUGCCAACGUAGGAAGUGACAAUAACACCACGAAACUGCGAAUUGAGAGGGAAUCGAAUACCGCUGAAAAACACGAGCCAAACUUCGACGUCUCGAGCGUUGAAUCCCUCUUCUAUUACAGAAUCUUUCUCAGAGAUAAUAUCUGAUUCGAACUCGUAUUUUGCAGCUUUCUAGACCUCCACUCUACCCAUUAUCCUAUCAAGCCUAACGCCUGUAUUCUAAAAGCUCACUCAAAGAGUGGAGAUCAAUCUGAGCUUCCUUUGAGUGUCAGUGCUGUUUUUGAAUAGCUGGAGGGUCAGUGUCGCACCUUACUGUGCGGUGGCUACUCACCCUCCAGCUAUUUAAAAACAGCAUUGACACUCAAGGGGAGCUGAAAUUGAACCUCCACUCUUUGAGUGUGAGUGAGCUUUUAGAAUACAUGCAGGCGUAAGUGCAUAAAAUAUUUUUGAUACAGCUUAAGCUUGUCCUAAUUGGACGACGUACUACCAUACUGCAGUGUUUCAAUUAUAUGUCUGCUUUUACACAAAACUGCUUGCAAUACAAUGUUAUUGCAUGCGUGUUUCCAGUGAAUUUUUGCGUGAUUUUACUACCAGAUAUACCUAAAAAGGCAGUUCAGUUUUGCAUAUACGUACAUACACGUCAUAGAAAUAAUAGAUAUAGAUUGCAUACUCUUAUCUUUUCUCAGUAAGACCUUUGUCUCCACAAAAUGGCGGAUUUAUACAGACGGCAUUUUGGUUCGUACCAAUCUCCUGUGCCAAUUGCUUUUUUCAACAAAGUUUGCAAAAAAACAUUUUUUUAUCGAGACUUAAAAUGGAAAAGGUUUUGUGUCGGAGAUAAAGGUUUUGAAAACCCAUUCCAAUUGUUUUUUAUGGAAAAACAAUCUAUUAUUUUCUAUAAUAUACGAACGAGAAAUGGAAUUUCAUAUCGCAUUAUGCCUAAUAUAAUUUAACAGAUUGAGAGCUUUUUGUGUUAUUUUAAUGACCGUAAAACAGCUGAGAUAUCGUUAUUACACAUCUAAUAUUAUCUAGCCAGCAUUUUAUGCAAAUGAGAGACGCUCCACUUAGAUAAUUAAAUAUGGCAAUCGAUAUUGUGUAUUGUACUUUCAAUGCAAAGAAUGAAACGAUUAAAAAUUAGAUACUUGUAUGGAAGGAAACGUAUUAUUGGGUGAAAAAACCACGAACUCCAAUCGUGGUUGCAGUAACCACAAAAAUUCUGGGAAGCUGCACAAAAAUAUUGUUUUCCUUAGGAAAGGAACUAGAUUGAGUUCUGAAAUAUCAUAAUACAUUUGAUACAUACACACAUUAUUCAGGCACUGCUUUUCAUUGACCGAUAGCACAUCGAGUAUUAUACGCUUACUAUGAUUACAUAUUUAGCCUUAUAGACUAUUUAUCUUUACAACAAUUGUGAUAUCAAUUUCCUAACUGUGUUUACCCUAACACACCCUGUCAGUUUUCCCUGCGGGUGGAAACCGGAGCACCCGGAGAAAACCCACGACUUUUGGCAGAGCGUUGACAGAUUCUUGUCACAUAAAUGACAUGAGUCCAUUGGACGACUUGCGCUUUAGAAAAAAUUUAAUCUAAGUAAGAACAACGAAAUCUAUCACCACAGCUAGAAAGAGCGUCUUGGAAUUAGUAAUAUUACAAAGUUUAGUUGCGAAAUGUUGUAAAAUACGGAAAAUAUAGCCCUUCAAAGUUGGCAAAUUUGUAUACUUUUUUAUUACGUGCGUGAAUUGGUAACUAAAUUAGUUACCAAUAUAUUUCCGCACGUAAUAUAGAAGUGUAUACAAAUUUGCCAACUUCGCAGGGCUAUAUUUUCCGUAUUUUACAACAUUUCGCAACCAAACUUUGCAGUUUUUCUAAUUUUGAUAACUUCUUUCCGAAAAUAUCCUUUGUUAUUCCCAGAUUAAAAUUUUUUCUAAAGCGCAAGUCGUCCAUUGAAGCCACGAUCUCAGAGGUGACAGGCGCUUGCUCUCACGACUGCACCACAUCGGAAAGCUGCAGAUAGAGAGGGAUUCAAGUACUUGAAAAAUACAAGCAAAACGUCGACGCUUUGAGCGGAGGCCCUUUGUCGGGAAGUCCAUGUUUUGCUUGUAUUUGUUAGGUAGUUGAAGCCCUCUCAGCUUUCUGGUGUUAUUGAAACCGUUCAACUUCACUACAAAACCCCACGAGUGCUUAUUCAAUAGUGAAUGAAUAUUAUCUGCGCUGGACCCUCUGUUUUUGAUUGUAUUGAAAUCAUGUAUAGUAAUGAAAUAACAAAUGUUUCAAAUAUGCCAUGAUGUGACCUACGCAGAGUUUAGUGUCUUAGACGAAAACACAUCCGCAGGCAAGAGCAUAAAUUCUCAUUGAUGCUUACAAAGACACAAAGAAAAUUAGCUGCAAACAUGCCGAUACAGACAUUUUUAAAGAGCUUUCAACAAAGAAACACGCGCCAACGUAAUGGAUGGUUGCGCACGAGUAGGUUUGAAAACGUGCAAUGAAAACUGAAAAGAAUGAAGAGCCGGGUCUCCCAGGAGAGUCAAUGUUCCUCUUUUAACUUGAAUUCAAAGUUUUCCUUUGUUCCCUCAGUUCCAAAAAAAGAUUUCAUCACGUUCCCUUAAUGCUCCCUGUCUGUGAUUUGUAAGUUUUGUUCCUGUAUUCCAUGCAGUGCAAAGUAUGCCUUGUUUAGUUGUUUCCUUGUUCUCUGAAAUCCUCUGGAUCUGGGAAACCCUCAACUGAUGAACUGAGACUUGCGUGCAAUGAAAAUUGAAAUGAGUUCUGAAUACGAAGAAAUUCCAAGAUCCGUGCUAGGAUUUAUCGGCUUGGAGUUUUUAUGGUUUACUUGUUUUUGAGUGACCUCGGCACGGGAGACCACCAAAAUACCCGUAGUUUAAAACUGCAGGUUGCACCAGGCCGAGAAGAACCUCAGUCACUGGACCUCCGUGGAGGAGAGUUUAAUUUACAACUAAUAAAACUACCCAGUAUAAAUAAAGUUUAGUUUAGCAAAACUACUCAGAAAUUGGCUUAACAUUGUUUUAGGUUCACAGUGCGUGUGGAGUUCGGUAAAUAUGCAGAUGAAUAGAGAUUAGAGGAAGAACUUAUUUCGCUGACCUCAGAAUGACAUUUCGUCGAAACUUUUUUCUUCAAGAUUGGUUUAGAAACAAACUUGGAGUAGGGUUAGGUUAGAGUUGGUGUUUGGAAUAGGGUUAGUGUUAGUAAAACCGUUGCUUUGUUACGUUUUGUCACUCUGAGGCCAGCGAAAUAACCUCUUCCAUGAAUAGAGGCCGAGAUCUUUCGAUUUGGAGAAAUAUGUUUUAAAUACGUUUUUUAGAGCAAACAGUUGUACAAAAUAAUUGUUUUCUCGGUUGUUAAACAACUUGGUGUUACAACACACUAAUAUCAUGCCGGCAAAUAUCAUAUCAAUGUUCUUUCCCUACUCAUUAUACUUAUAGCGUAGGAAACAUUUCCUCAGGGCAUCUUUAUGUUCUUCAUAAUCAAAUAUUUGACCUCGUGCACUAUUCAAAUAUUCAUUGUUACCCUACUUUUUACUGUCAGCUGUAAUCCUCGUAUAAUAAAGUUGCUUACUUACUUAUUGCAGUUAGUUAUGGUAAGCGAGUCACUGACAAACGACUAGCUGUCAGCUAGAAUAAGACUAGGAUCUAGUUUUGAAGGCUGGAUCACAGCCACACCACUCAGGCUAGUUUUGAUAUUGUAUUAAAUGGCAAAGCGAGGGAAUGUGUGAGAUUACCCGUUCAAUAUUACAGUGAUGACGACAUCGUGACGUAUACAGUUAUGACGUCAUCACUAUCUGGUGACUUCUGCAUUAGGCUAAUCAGGGACGCCGGAACGAUAAAAAGGCAAAGGGGGCAAACGCACACCAAAGGGCACCUCUAUAGAUAAAAAGUUCGAAAUUUACCUGAAAAUUUUUUUAACAUGAAAUUGUUUUUGGGCGACCUCCUCCCCCCCCCCGUCGCCAAAUUUUUCGUGACGUAAAAUUUUUCCGCACAUCACCAAUUUUCUCCAUUUAUCCAAAUUUUUUUCUAAAAUCCAAAAAAUUUCUAAAAUUUUUGUAAAUUAACCUCAUUCUUUUCCAAAUUCACACUUAUUUUUGUAAAUUAACUUUCUCUGGGCCUAUAAAUUACCCGAAAAAGCAUCACUGGAAAUGUGAUUUAUCAGGUAGUAUUUUACAACUAAAAGGGCACUUCUGCCCCCCUUGCCCCCCUAGCAAGAUGGGCAGCUGCCCCUCCUGCACCCCCCCUCCCAGUUCCGGCAUCCCUGAGGCUAAUUAUAGGCUAGCAGUUUUGGAAUUUUUUGUUAUAGUGUACAUGUAAUCCAAAUACAAACAAAGCAAGAUUAAAUCAAGAGCCAUAUACACCUGUUAAGGGGUGUGUCACCAAAUACAAAUUGUCAAAUAUAUUGAUCAAAAUUUUACUAUAAUCCUCAGGUUACCAAAUGAGUUCUUUGAUAAUUUAUUCAGCCUAACACCAGACGAAUUUAUUCACCCAAGUGAUGAGCCUGAUACACCUUUGUAUUGAUAGGAAAACUAAGCUAUCUUCUCCAGAAUUAACCCAUUAAAGGUCAAUAUUUCCCUUUGACUAGUAAAAUCAUCUUGCACUAGACAUUGGGUGUAUUAUGACACUUUGCAACUCAACAGGUUAAAGAAACUUAAUAUAUUUCAAUGAGCACAACUCAACUUAUAUUAAACCUUUACAAAAUAAUAACAUAAUUAUUUCAUACAGGCUUGUAAUAUCUGUGAUGUUUUUCCCCUUGUAUACAGACAGGUCUCAGUAGUGGUCUUGGUGAUCAGAGUACAGAAAUAAUGUUCAUUCUUUUCAGACUAAAUAUAUGUGGUUGCAAACAAAAUGGGAAUACACCUGUUUGGAAAGCAUGCUAUGGAGCCUCCUUUUUGUGUACCUGACAUCAGUCAAAAUCUCAAUCAUGAAAACGAGGCUCUAUAGCCAAGGUACUUUCCAGAAGCAUGCAUUGACAGGUGAAAUUGAUUUUUUGCCUCUUAUGAAUGUCAACAUUUGUAAAGCUGACUGCCACCUGCUUGUCCUCUUACUGAAACCUGUUGAUAUCAGUAUGUUGUACAAUAUAAAUAUAAACUCCAGACCAAGUCAGGUAUUUUCAAAGACAUCGUCAUCAUCAGGAGAGCCAACUUCCUCCAACUGUAUCUGUGACUGACUUCGAAUCGAUAAACUAGUAUGACUAACAAGCGAUCCACCAGCUUCAAAGUCUGUGCUGCCAUAAUUCCAAUGGUAGAAAACAAAAAAUAUUAUAUUCCCAAACACAAGGACAAUGUUUAUUGGCAUUGCAAUGUUCACAUUUGAUAAAGUACAGUUGUCAGGGUUCCAGUUUGUUGGCUGACAGCUGUGUUGGUUUGUUGAUUGUAUUUUCAUGAUAGGGGUAAGAACUGCAGGGCCGAUGAACCUCCCGAAGGCGUCGGCAAUGUUUAGUAGUCCCAUGAAGAAUCCUCUGCGAUUCCGAGCUUGGUUGCUAUAGUCUGUCAUCUUCUGUGAGUAAUACACUAUGGUACCUGUUAAAAACCAGAUGCCACCAAAAAUGGUCAAUACCGAACCCAAAUAGAAAAAGGCAUUGUUAACUGGCUGAUGCAUGUUCAAAUCUAGCAAGAAUAUGAAACCAAUAAUGUUCGUAGCAAGACCGCAUACGCUAAGCGCUAUUGCACUCAAUUUUGAUUUUAUCAGAAAUCGAAGCAAUAGACUCCCUGCAAAGAAUGCCGUUCCAGCUGCAAUGUAGACCUUCCAUAAAUCGGACUGUUUGUGUAUGAUGUGAUACUGUGCAAAUGCAAAUGAGAACAGUUUACUGAUGACACCCCACAGGCAAAGGUUACCAAGGAAUAGUAUCAAGCCAAUCACAGCAGUAUGAUAAAUCAACCCCUUUGCAUCUUUGUAGUAGAACCGCAUUGCAGCAUGGGGUGCAAAUGGGUUCUUAAACAGGACCAACAUCAUCGGUAACAUGACAAGCAGGUCGUUCAACACAGCCACCCAAGCCGGGGUAGUGUAAAAAUUCAGUAUUUGUUCUUUUGUUGUUGCAGUUCUGUUUGAUAGACUGUCAGGGAGUUGCAGGGGAACAAAUGUUAACCCCAGAAAUGGCCCUCCUAAGUAAGCAAGCGAUUGUGCAAUACGAAAAUUCGCCACAACCCAACCACGGUCUUCUCUCGAUGUUGUAUUAGUUAUAUGAACUAUACCGAGGAUUAAACUUCCUGCGCCAAAACCAGACAAGAACCUACCCCAAACAGCAGCAUGUUUUGAGUCCAAGGUAUACGCCAAGCCGUAUAACGCGUUACCGCAAGCAUUCACGACUACAGACACGCACAAAGCGAAUUUUGUCCCUCUUCUGUCUGCCAGGUAGCCAAAAAUAGGCGAACUAACGAUCUGUGCAAGAGCAUAACUACCAAAAACAACGCCAUAAACCGAAGGUUCUCCUCCAAGAGUCAGCCAAUACUCUUCGAUUGAAACUAGCGUUGCUGAAUAGUCCAAGGACAACGCGAAACUUAGAUAGUAUAUCGUUAAACCAGACAAUAAAGUUUGUAGUGACAUCUUGUAGAAAUGUCAACAGGCCGGCGAGAAUGCUGAGAGUAAUAUCCUUUAUCGUUUUAUAUACACUUCAGUGACUUGAAUCGCAUCACUUCACAAGAAAAAAACCUGCGACCAUUUUCGACGAACUGGUUUGGCUCACUGGGAGGUAAACCCCCAAGCUAAAGGAAGUAUAAGGUUUCCUUUCGAUUCAAAAAUUCACUUGCUAGACAAUGUUGUGAAUUUGUGACACCAAUAUCGACUAAAAUUCACUAAAUAGUUUUAUAUUCUUGCAUAAUUUCUGGAAGGCGUGUUGUAUUUAAUAACGCCGCAUUCCAUAAAAUAUCGAUUGCUGAGUAAUGUAUCAAAUUUGUAAACAAAGCCGAAGGUCAGGUCAUGAUAUUUGAAUAGUCACCAGUUUAUACGUCGUUUAUAUACGUAACAAAGGAAGUUAAUAUCAAGACAUAAGUCAUAACAAGAUAAAAUCAUUGAUUAUCCAUGCAGUUAUAAACCUAGUAACUAACCACUGGCACAGAGCCACUGGUAUUCAAGCAACAUAUCAAAACAUACAAAGUUAAUAAACAAGCGAAUUAGGCACCGAAUUUGUGGGGUUUUCGUUCGUGCGAAUUAGUUAAAAUCCAUUUAAAACUUUCUGAUGAAUAAUUGAAUGAAUAAAAGCAGUAUAAAGUUUUGUGUAUGGUUUAAGGUGUAUUUGUUGCGGUAAUUAGUACUACUAUAAAAGUCAGAAAGGUUUGAACUUUCUGUACGUGACUUGGAAAAUAAGCCUUGAGGCUGGGCGUGCCUGUGCGUUUUCCUGCUUGUAUUUAUACCAAAUUAACUAUAAAGAAGUCAUUCAUAUGCCAGGGCCUGUUUAGCAUCUUUAUUAGCCUGCAUGGCAGGCGGUACGCAGGAAAUACCGCCUGCCGCAAAACUGGUAGCCUAAUAGAGCCUGUGAGCAGGCUACAAAACUGGGUGUAAAUGAACUACCGCCCCUGAAGCAUCAACGCUAUUUAUAGAUGCAUUAAUUAAGUAAAUAUUCAAAAUUAGCCACUCCCAAGCUGCUCUCUGCUCCCAAGUCACAACUGCCCAACAUAAAAUAAAUUCCUUGAUUCUCAUCACCGCCCGACUGAAUUUUAACAUCCUCGUGAAAACGUUUUAUAUUUAGUUACACAAUAUAAAUGUACCGCCAGACAAAAUAAUUCGAGACAGUUAAUUUUUUCAUAUUUUAUAUAGAGUUUUUAUUGCCAUUUUAAACUUCCAAUUUGAAACAAACAGAAUUUUGAGUGAAAUUUCAUUGUAUUUUAAAGAAACCCAGUCAUUCUGUCAUUGUUCGUGGAGAUACGAACUAUUGAUAUAUAAAUUAUAUAACUAUAAAAUAUAAAAAAUAAAUCUCCCACUGUCUUCGACAUUUCAAAGUGUAGACUGUGUCUAGUGAUGAGAAUCAAGGAAUUUAUUUUAUGUGUUAAUAUAAACCAAGCCCGUUUAGCUGCCUUAAAACGGUGGUUUAAUAAGCUCAAAAUACAAAGCAUGCAAGUCUAUACUAUAGAUUCAUCAUCUGUCAACAACCAAACUGAAAGUAUUGAACCUUAUAGAACGAUAGUUUUUAUUUGUUUACAACUAUACAUAUUCAACGGGAUAUAAGAGUUUAACAGUUAUUUGAUAAUUACUGCAUCAACCGGCCCCUUGUUUAUACUUUGGAGGUUCGUAUAUAAUAUCUAUCAAGUAUCUUUGGUUCAGAACAUGACUGAUAGGCCUAUAUGGAAAUCCCACUGUUCGAUUCAGUGAAGAAAUAUCUCCUAAUUUCUAUCGAUAGUUUUAGUAAAAUGUCAACAUUAUUGCGAUUUAUGGCCUUUGAAAGUCAAGCGAGAUGGUAUAUUAUCAAAUUAAUACGCAUGUAAUUGUCUGAACGAAAAUAUAGACUAGCCCAUACCUUUCGCCGAUCAUAACUUCGGCCCCUUCGGACGUAUCUUCUAUGUUAAAUAUUCUUGUUCGAAUCUCUAUCAAAAACACUAUUUAGAGUGUUAUUUUUCAGCUUGUAUCUUUUAAUUUGCUUCUUUUAUUAUGUUAUUCCAUAUCUGGUCUGACUUGACGUGAACUAAUUUCAAAACGCAGAGUUUCAAAACGUCAAAACAUUUGGUUAAUGAUUAACAUUUAACCGAAUUUAGCCGUUGAUUGACAACUACAUAAAAAUACUAACCAAUCCGUUUUUCCCGUUCACCAGCGGACGGGUAAUUCAAAAAACCCUAGUUUUGCGGCAGACGGUAUUUCCUUUGCUUCCCUAAUUUUCGCUGCCCGUAGAAAUACCGCCUGCCAUGCAGGCUACAUCUUUAUUUAUCCCUCACUCCUCUAGGGAGGUGCCCUCAACCCACAGCCCCAAACAGAUUAGCAGGGCAAGGGCCAACACCCCCAACACCCCCUUGAUGUUUUCAACUGCUAUUUUUAAUACUAUUGUUGAAUUCCCAUUCGUGUAAUUGUGGAUUCUGGAUCAUACUGGUCCUUUCCAGUGUUAGUACAUACUUUUCCAGGCAGUUCAGACUUCAGACACAAACCAUAUGGAAGCUUUUAUAUAAAGCCCCGGUCAAAUGAGGAUAAGAGUUGAUGACGGUUGUCAUUCACACAUUGAACUAUGGGGACAUAUCAAGCUCUAAAUGAACAAAAUCAAAGUUUGAUGAGUGUUUCAACUAUAGCUAUGUUUUAUAGAAUACAUGACAAAUCUCAUGCACUCUCAUCCCCGAGCUUUCUAAAUUGCAGAUCUCUCCCCCUGGCCUGUGCAUUUUUGGUUCCCCCUCCCCCGUCGUUUAUCAACUCGCACCAGUUCUCAAAUCACGGCGCGGUCGCCAAUUAAAAACCUGAAAACCACCAAAAAAUUUUCAACAUGUCGAACGACGAAAUAGUAAUAAGAAGCCGUGGAUCACGGCCAGCUAGGAACGAAGAACCAGCACAAAACACAGAGAAUGCUGUCAACGAAGCACAACAAAAUGCCGUAGAACAACCAGAACAACAGCAACAGCCACAAGAGUCGGUAUGGAAAACAAUUUUGACACGAUUGUUCGUGUUUUGGUUGAUAUCACAGUUCUUCAAAAGCCGGCAAAGUAAUACGAAUCAAACUGGUAUAAGAUCCUCACGGAACCUCUUCCCGCUCGGAACUUCAGUGGUAUGUUGUAUAUUUAGAUAGAGUUUUUGAUAUUAAAUGUAUAUUAACAAAGAUAGUCUAUAUAUUACCCACGUGUUUAUGUGGUGAUCACGUGAUCACACAUUUUAAAAAGUCGGAUUUUUUUGUACAGUCAUUGUGGAUUUAAUAGGGUCAGGGCACAGAAUAGAGACUUUAUAGAAUUCUGAUUCAGCCAAUAAAGCAUAACUGCCGCCAUGCCUUGAUUCGCAAUGAUUCAUCAAAAUGCACUCGCCAUGUUUCUAGUUGAAAUGAAUAUAACUGGAACGCUACCUUCAGAUAAACUGCCUAUCUUUUUCUUGAAGCCAAAUCUUGACUCCAAGACAUGCAUGUCUGGGGGUCAAGACCCGCAUGUUCAUAUCAUGAUUGACUGAUUGAGCGCUCUUCACAUGCGUGAAAAGACUGAGACUGGCCUUCAAGUUUGGCUUCAAAUUUCCGGUUGGAGGUAUAAAGUACCAGUUCUAUUCAUUUCAAUGUGGAAACGUACACGAGGCAUUCACCCCCCUGAACGUCCACCAUAUUGAAUAUUUCCACGGGGGUGAAUGCCUCUUGUAAGCUUUCCAGCUUAUAUGAUAAUCAGUUGAGGGUUUAUUUCAUUCACUAGAAGUGAGACUGAUGUAAAUGCCAAUUACUGAGGCUAAUACUAUAAAACCAAAUAAUCAGCCAAUUAAUCACCUUGGUAUUCACAUGACAAGUGUUUGUUCCUAGGACUUAUGGGUAUAUCUCUCACCAGAGGAGGAAAUAUUCAGGGAUCAAUCACAAGUUGAGGACAAAAAAUUAAUUUGGUUUUUGAAAGAACUUAAAGUUGGGAAUUGGACAUCAGGACCAAAUAAUGAUGGUUCACAUUCAUUUCAUUAUCAAGUCAAGACGUCAAUGGUAAUGUCGACAGUUCUGGUACUGUAACCAUUAAAUCAUGCCUGGUAGCGCACAUGCCUAUAUAUAAAUAAUGUAUUCUCUAACAAUGUAUUCUCAGAGAAUAUUUUCUGCUUCUUUCAUUCCUCAGCCAGCAAAAAAAUAAUGUUCACUUCUUUGAUAAGUUUGUACACAUAGACACACCUUCCUUGUGUUCAUCAAAAUAGAUGAACAUCUUAAUAAAUUAUCUCUCUAUUUACCAUGUUUUAUCCACAAGCCAAUUAUCAGACAAACUAUCUGUUAACCAGCCAGCCAUUCUUUUGGUUUAAAUAAAAUUACUCUCUUCUUUUCCUGUAGGAAAUGCAAAACAAUGGCUCUUUAUAUCUUCAUGCAUUUAUUACAAAAUCUGGAAGUCCUCCAAAUCCUCACCAACCUGGUUAUAAGAAGCAAGACGUGGUUGGAAAAAUAAGAUGUAUGUUCAUGUUAUUAGUUUUUAUUGCAAUCAAAACAGGAAAAUUUCUGCAAAUAAUUUCUUGUCUAAUUAAGAUAAAAAGAAUAUUUAAAAAGUAUAGUCAAUAUUUAGAUUUUAAAGAAUAGUUUUUUUUUAAUUCCUACAGUAAUGACAGUUUAUCGUAAAAGAAGAAUUCACAAGACUAAGAAUUUAUUGACUGGUGCAGCUGAAAUUCAGUCAGACGCAGUAAGUUGGACAUUAUAAUCAUUAUAAUAGUGUAUUUUGUCCCAAUAAUCAAUAGUGAAAUUAAUUUUUAUAUUUGAUAGAAAAUAGGUGAUAAAAAUACUCCAAUUGAAUUAAUAUCAUACUGGCAUCCAAAUCUCACCAUAAAUCUUCUCGAUGAUCAGACGCAGUGGACGAAAGGAAGUGUGCCUUCACCUCUUGAUGAAGGUAAAAAAACAUGUGUAAAAGAUCACUUUCCAGUGGCAUAGCCAGAAUGAGUUCUGGGCGGUCAGCUUCGUUGCAAAUGUGCCCCUCCUCCUUCCUUGAAAUAAAAUAAAGUUGAUUGAAAUUGUUUUUUAAUUAAUCUAAAUUUCCUAAUGGUAGCUUUUUAAAACAUUCCCAGAUUCCCUACAGAUUAACCCCAUUGAGUCGCAAUGCGCCCGAGUGAGCCCUACUUAUUUUUUUAUGUGUCUGACGCCAGAUGACUUUACUCAUCAGUGGAGAAGCUCUGCAGCUUAAUGGUUAACCAAAAAAUCUGACAAUGUCUCCAGUUAACCCAUUGAGCCGAAGUGUGCCCUACUGAUUUUUUUACUUGUCUAACACUAGACGAUUUUACUUAUCAAUGGGGAAGCUCUGCAGCUUAAUGGGUUAAAUAAACUAUAAUAUUUUGACUGGAUGCCCUGCAUAUAUCUGAUAGGUUUCAAUCAAUAACCAAACUAUGGACAAAGAAUGGGAAACAUUUUAGUCCCUCGUAUAUGGCUUUUCUGGAGUUACUCGAAAGUCUAACUAUGUCUCUGACUCUAAGAACUUGUAGAGAAUCAUUUGGAAAAUUACACUUAGUCUAACAGUUUGUAACCGAGUGUUCAGUUAUAAAGUUAUCAAAUAUUUCUCUCUGUUUAGUCAUUGAGUUUGAUAAUGAAACUGGCAGUUAUUAUCCUGUUAUGUAUCUAAAUGAUUACUGGAAUUAUUUCAGUGACUAUAUGCCAGUCAAUGAGACAACAAAGUAAGUACUUAAUAUGCUAAGACUAUUAUUAUUAUUUGUCUUCAAGGUUCUUUAAUAGCACUAUUUCUUUGAUUAAUUACAAAGCAGUUUUAGAAUAAAAUAUAGAACGAAAAGAAAAAGGAUGAUAAAGUCAAUAUAGUGGUAGUGGUUGUCACAGUGGUCAAAGGAGCAUAGUUUUCUAGUUGACCACUGUCUACUAUUUCAUGAUAUUAACUGAAUGAGAUAAAACCAAAAGAAACAAAUUGUGUAUCUAAAUAACACACAUUACAGUACAUAAUAUAUAACCAAGACUAUUUGCAAUUUAUUAAUUCAUCAUUUUUCUAAAUUUGUUCAGAUAGGAGAAAUAUUGAGUAUUGUCUUUUAAAUAUACCAAUUGAUUCUGACCAGCAAAACCAGUAGAGUUGGCAAGUCUGCACAUUGAAACUCACUAAUUAAAUUUCUUACCCCCCAUGUAGAGUUCUAGAUCUUUAUCUGACAUAUGCACCACUGUCAUUGUUUAAAUGGCAAAUGUUUGAAUCUCAACGAAUGAGAAAGAAAUGGUUUGCCGUUCUUGGGGAUGAGUUUCAAGAUUCUGAAGACGAUCAAGACUCAAUGAAGGUAGUUUAAAUGGGUUUUUUUACAGCAUUGGCCUUUGUAGUGAUCUGAUCUCGGUGUAGCCUGCUCGCAGCCUGAAAUAGCAGGCUAAUCUCGGUGGAGCCACCUAACUUGUCAAGAUAUUUAGAAACUUAUUAUUUUAUUUAAACAGAAAACAAUGGCAGAGACAAGUCCAUACUUGUUGGCUUUGACAGUUAUUGUAUCUCUUGUUCACAGUGUGUUUGAAUUCUUGGCUUUUAAAAAUGGUAAGCAUUUUGUAAUUUUCUGAGCAAACGUUCAACGAAAAUUUUGCCAAGAAAGUUCGAACCUGUCGUUUGCCGUUCCCCGAAACGUGAAGUAAGAACUCCCUAAUUUUCAGUCCUGACCGCGUAAUUGCACAAUUGUAUUGAACAGACCUGGAAAAAGUGUUCAAUGUCCCUCGGAUCCUGAAUUUGGCUUUUUCAAAUGUUCCUCGAUUAUAUUGGUUGUAAAAUUGCUGAGCAAACAAAACAAUCUUCAAAUUCUAUUAACAGGAUAUGAAGAACACUUCGCAGUCUCAAAGGAACGUGUGAAGGAAUGUUGAUGUCAAUGAUGAUUUUUUCUUUCUGUACAUAGAUGUUUUUAAUUUCUUCAAAGAAACGUUUCCCGGUUUAUGUGUAGGCAUGAUAAACACUGAACGCAGAAGAAAUGCAAGAAAGUAAAUUUCUACCACAAGCUUUCACCCACAAUAUGGUGUAUAUUACAUGAAAAAUGCCGUAUAUUACAUGAAAAUUGCCGUAGAAUUGGCGAAAAUUGCCGUGGAAAGCCGCUGCACUUCUACGGCAAUUUUUGACAUCAUGGCCUUGGAGAGGGAAAUUCCAGGCCUGAAUAUAUAUACUGUAGUUUUCUUUUCUUCAUUUAGAUAUUCAGUUCUGGCGUUCUCGCAAAUCUCUUGAAGGUUUAUCUGUUCGCUCUGUGUUUUUUAACGUCUUCCAGUCCGUGAUUGUACUGCUGUAUAUUUGGGACAAUGAAGCCAAUAUCGUAGUUAUUAUCAGCUGUUUCGUAGGUCUCGUUAUAGAAAUAUGGAAAAUACAUAAAGUUGUCGAUGUUACGGUGAGUCAUUAGACAGAUUUAGAUGGACGACGUGGACGUCAAAGACGACGUGAAAAUGGCGUCAAAAUGACGUGGCAUAUCCAUAUAUGGACACAACACGCCAUUUUCACGUCGUCUUUGACGUCCGCGUCUUCGAUCUAAAUCUGUCUAUUUGUUUCAAGUUACAAAGCCUUUUCAAUUGAACAUUCCGAUCACCGGAUCAUGACUGGAUGGAGAACAGUGAGAUUUUCAAAACAAUGAAAAGACAAUGGGACAUUCCGAUCAAUGGAUCAUGACUAGAUGGCAUGGAGAACAGUGGAAUUUUAAAAAACAAUGAAAAGACAAUGGAACAUCAAAGAUUUUCUUAUUUCUUUUAUCAUUUUUUCGCAGAUUGACAGAGAAAACCCGUUAUUUGGGCUUAUUCCUCGCAUAAAAAUCACAGAUAAACAAUCGUAUACGCAGUCGGCCACCAGACAUUACGAUACGGUAGGUUUUGCAUGCGGCUGAGACGACAAGCAGAAAGCUGCAGUCUUGCAAUUAUGCCAAAGAAAUACCUGGCUUUCCGCUUUCCCGACCUUACCUAGCUUGUGACCUAGCUUGUGGCCACUGAAAUCACCGACCCUACCUAGCUUGUGGCCACUGAAAUCACCGACCCUAAUCUUUUUAUCUGACGUUUGCAAAGAGUUUGGAGCAAUUUUGCACAUCCAGUUCAUGGCAUUAGUUUUGUACUAUCUAUAUAUAUAUAUAAAGUAUAACAUGUUUGUUUCAAAGUUGAUUAACAUUUAACAAAGGUUUGUACCAUCUAUGCUGCCGUGUAAUUGACGUAGAAUAUCUGAUAUACCCUACCUGCAUGAGUUUUGGCAACAAGAAAUAGAUAUCCAAGCAAUGUUUGGCCUUAUACAAAAGCGCGACUCGAAUGUAUUUCUUUCUCAACUUUUAGUUGGCAUUUAAGUAUCUUUCGUGGCUUCUCUUCCCGUUGUUAUUUGGCUACUCCAUAUAUUCAUUAUUUUAUCAAGAACACAAAGGAUGGUACUCGUGGGUAUUAAGUAUGCUUUAUGGCUUUCUUUUAACUUUUGGUAAGUUUUCUUUGUGUAUAUAUAAAUUCUUUAUUAAAAUUGCCGUGGUUUAUGUCUCAACUACUUGGGGGGAAAAUUAAAACACUUUUAAGUGAAGGUCCACCGGUCCGAAACGUUGCGAUAUACAGACUUUUUGACGAAGGUCCAUCGUUUGAAUUGAAAUUAUUUUAAAUUUUUUUCGGCAAAUUCAGACCUACGUGAUACAUGCCUGUAGAAAGUAGGAAGUUAUGGAGCGACGCUACCUCCAAAAUCUAAAGGGCCAACUCCAAACCAAAAUAUACACUUGAAUAACUUGUGUAAUUCAAAACGUAUGAGUUGAAAUAUGAAUUGUGGAGUUACUGGCAAACUCCAAAAAUCGUUUGGAGCUAGGUAUAACUCCAAAUUUGGCAGCUAACUGAGCUAAGCAUCAUUUAGGUGCUAAGCAUCUAAGCCUGGAGUUACUGGCUAACUCCAAAAAUCAUUUGGAGCUAAGAAUAACUUCAAAAAUCAUGAAAAAACUAGGUACCUAAGCCUUGAGUUACUGUCUAACUCCAAAAAGUAUUGUGUAGCGAGGCAAGCCAGCCUAUCCGCUAGGUAUGUAUAAAGCUUGAAGUUACUUGCUGUGUUGCUAAUUCCAAAAAUCAUUUGGAGCUUGUUAUCUAAGCCCGGAGUUACUGUAUAACUAGAAUAACUGCAAGAAUGCACUCUCAGAAUGCACUUCUAUACUUGGCACACUUGGCAUUGUGUUGUCGUUCAGAGGCUAAAUUUUGAUCUGCAGUUGCGGCAAAUGCAGCGCAACUGCCGAUCGUACCUGCUACCCUUGUCAUGCUCUGUUGAUCGCGUGUAAGACGGGCUCUGGGUACGAGAAUGUGGCAUAGUCUAGCUCCAUUUAAAGAUUGGCUACCUCCACAACAAUAAAAUCUACAGGUAUGACGUGGUACGCAUGCAUGUUGUUUAUAUGUGUUGCCUCUCGCAUGCCUUGUUCACUAUUCUGAUAUGAAACAUUGAAUGGAGUAAAGGUAACAAAGCAUUUGAAUUAGAUUUGUGAAUUAAUUCGGUGGCAAACUGCAUGAGCACGCGUCAGCUGAUUAGCAGGUCUUUGCAUAAAUCAUGACGUCAGAUUAUGACGUCACGUUGUGACGUCACGCGUGUAAGAAUUGAUGUCUGUAAUCAAUAGAUUAAUCGAAGUGUUCUUUGAUCAAAUAUUUUUUAAAUUUGUGAUCAGACAUUGAUAGUGUCCUUUGUUUAUUUGUGUUUGAUUUUAGUAUACCUGUACGUUAUGCAGUCAAAAAAUUUUCCAAAACAUUGAUCAAAGAAGCUUUGUUGGUCUAUACCAGUCCGAGAAAAAAUAAUCCAUUGUUUUUAAAUUGUUUAUUGAUAUAUACAGAAAGAUAAGAAGUACAAGAAUGGGUGAUAUUUAUAUAUACAAAAAUUAUUGAUUUAUUUGUUCAUUGCCUUAUGAAGUAGAUGUCCCAACCCCCACCCAAUAUCACCCAUGUCUAUAUCAAUUGUUACUGUUCAAUAUCCUGUUUAUAUCCCACCCCGACUAUCCCAUGUUUGUAGAAGUUCAAAAAAUAAAAGUUCGUAAGAAUGAACCGACGCUGGACCGGAGGACUUGAUCUUUCGCUCGAAGGAAGAAAGCUUAGUUGUAGUUCACUUUCUUAUUCAUCAACAUUCUCCACAAUGUCGCUUCCCUCGCCGUCUUCUGCGACGACAUCGUUGUUACUUGGUUCCGUGGCGUCAGGUGUAUCAUCUUCCGACACGCGUGCUAUAACCCCAACACGUACGACUUCACUCAGUUGAGGUACUAAAGGUUGAGAGAAAGACACGUCAACGCAAGCCAUGUCGUCUUCGACGUCGCCGUUCAAAUCCUCUUGCAGUUCGUUUCGCACUUCGUGAGGUUCGCUGGCGAUUUGAGGUUCCUCGCUGGCUGUGCUUCCAUCCUGGUUGGCGGAAAUUUCCACUUCCUUUUCCGUAUCAACUGUUUCCGUGGCAACCGAUUGGUCGGGCAACUUCACGGCUUCGGUGAUGAUGGCUCCACCUUCGGCUUCAUCGUCAGCUUCGAUAAGGUUUGCUUCGGCACCAACUUCAAAACUAAGCGACACUUGGGAUGGUUGUGUAGCAAUGGCGGACUUGGUGAUGACGUCUAAUUGAACAUUAUUGCUGACGUCAGAUUGGACCUUGUUAAUUACGUCAGCUUUAAUUUCAUUGGUGACGUCAGCUUCAAUCAUGGCGUCAGCUUUGAUCAUGGCGUCAGCUUGAGCUUCGGUUUGGAGUGAAGACACUUUCACGUCAUUGCCAACUUCCAGAACGCCUGUGUCGACUUCGUUUCCGACUUUGGCAGCGUUCUCGUUCGGCAAAACUUCGCUCUUUGCCUUCGAGGCUUCGCCCUCGGCUUCGACUUUAUCACGAACAGCAGCCGGCAGCUUUGCCUUUUCUGCUUCAACUUCGCGUUCAACGUCAGCAGCCCUUGGCAAAAGUGCUUCUUUUGCGGCCUCGACAACUGCCUUGGCAUCGUCCUUGCCAUUCGACAACUGGCUUUCGCUGGCGUUGCCUUUGAUUGGCUCCUGGCUUUCAGCCUUGCCUUUGAUUGGCUCCUGGAUUGCAGCCUUGAUUGUCAUUGGCUCGUCUUGGUUUGCAUCGUCUUGCAUAAGUGUUUCUAACGAUAUUUUUUGAGGUUCAUCGCCGCCACCUUGCUUUGCCGAUGUCGUUGUUUUCACCUUGUCUGAAUCACCAGCCGCACUCGUUGCUGCUUUGUUCUUCAGAGCUUCUAACUUGGCUGCAAAAUUGAAAAAAAAUAAAGAUGAGCAUAUAAACUAAACAAGCUAACUUUAGGAACAGUAGCUCUAUCAGUCUCUAAACUGUUCACAUUAGAGCUGCAGUAAGUCACAAACGCAGCUAUACCUUUUUCCCGCUCUGCUUUUUCCUGAGCUUUACGGGCGGUGACGACAGCGGGUUCCUGACCACUCAUAUCUGAUAGUCCACCAAUGCUGAAGUGAAGAUUACUUGGAAUUCCCGUUGUCAACGAACUGUUAGUCUGCAACCAGAGAAUAUCAUCUUGAUUGACCUCAUUAAGAUCGUCCUUCUUCCGAAAACAUCCGAAACAUCCACCCAUACUUGAAAUUUUCCAACAAUAACUCGCUUACUCACAAUGAGAAAGAGAACCGUAUUCCGCGAAACGCAACAAUACAGUGACUUAAUUAAAUUGUGUCGUUCUAAUUUAUUGAGCAAUUAAUUAGCGCUUUAAUUGAUACGUAAUUUCCGGUUGUGGAAACUAAUUACUGGAAUACGCUGAUCUGAAUGUUGACUGGAUAGAGCAAAACCAGUUAGACAAUACUAGAAAUACGUCUAGCCGCCUGGGGGCCAAUUGGGAAAAAUAUUUCUCUUUGUAGGAAAACUAGUGGGGUAGCAUCGUUGCCCGCAGAUCAAAUCGUUGCUGAGUAAACUGCUAAAUUAGAUAAUAAAUUAUUUAAGAUUUAAGUGUAUGAGAAACAAAACACUUAACGAAAACGAAUCAGCCCGCCACAUGUAAAUAGCCCCAUAGGAUGAACUUUCAAAUAGAAACCAAAUGCUUUUGAAUCGUUGGCAAAAAUGUUGCUUUCUCGGGACAGAUCAUUUGGCUUUCCUUACAAUAUUUUUACCGUGGGCCUGAUCCAAACAAGGGAACAUUUUGGGAAGCAUCAAUAGCUUUCAUAGUUUUAAUAACUUUGUAUAUUUCGUUUAGGUUUUAUAAUGAUGACUCCUCAGUUAUUUAUCAACUACAAAAUGAAGUCUGUUGCUCACUUACCCUGGAGAAUGCUCACUUAUAAAGCACUCAACACAUUCAUUGAUGAUCUCUUCGCUUUCAUUAUAAAAAUGCCGACUUUGUAUCGUCUGGGCUGUUUACGAGACGGUGAGUUGAGAACUUUAUGCAGUGAGGUAUCGGUUUAUUGUAGAUAGAUUACAUAGAACAAAGUUGUAUUAGAUUAUACCUCAAAGCUAAAAUAAAGCUGGGGAAAUUGACAACCGGAACCCCUAAAUUUAGGGGUCCCGGUUCUUUGUCGGCAUGUACGAUCGAUAAACGUUAAACCAAUCACAGCACAGGAAAAAUUCAAUUUCCCCAGAGCCAAUGCCAUCCUAGCCCGCACACAGGCAUUGCUCUGGCUACGAGAUUGGUAAGGGACACCCCUUAACUAAACUAAGAUAGCUUCAUCGAACUGCCUGGAAACUUUCUUGACCAGUGAUAGUACUGAAGGAGAAAAACCGCUGUGUUUGUUAAUCCAGCCCCCCCCCCCCGGCAUCUGACGUCCGUGUUGACAAAAAUGUCGCUUGCUUAAACUCCCUAUUGUAAUCGGACAUUCUGUACUACAGGCCACAGAAGUGAAAAUCUCACGCACCAAGUCCUGUGUUUUAAGGUUACAGAACACCUUUGAGUGUUAAUUUUGCCUAAAUUUCUUUUAUUGGUUUCCAUGAAAGCAUUAGACUAGUUCUACUAUCUGACCAAGUUUGAACGAAAAAUGUUGAAAACUCGCAGAGUUAUUUAAUAAAAUACAUUUCGCUUGCAAUAACAAAAACAUUGAAAAUGUAAUAUUCAAAUUCAAUUUUCUCCCGAAGAAUUUUACGGUAAUUACUGAUUUUCAAACGAGUUGUGCUCCUGCGGGUUUUAACCAAUUUUUCUCAAAUUUUCACAGGACAUAGCUAAAUACGUCAGUUUCAAAAUUGUUUGCGGCUUUUUUUAAUUUUGGAUAUUUUAAAAAUAAAGAGCAAUUCACUCAAAGAAUUCAGAAAUAUAUUGCAGUCGUCAAAGAAAUCGCCAUAUCAGCGGAAUGACGAAAUAAACAAAAAAUUCCGAACACAAUUUUUUAGAACAACUAUUUUACUGUAUAAAAAUGAUAUUUUAAUAAAUAUAACUUAAAACCAGCAGGAGCACAACUCAAAAGCGUAAAGGUACCGCGAUUUAAGAUUUUCCUGAAUAAUUCUUACAUUAUUUUAUUGUUUGUUAAUUUUACAACUUUACCAUAUUUUGCAUGCACUGGAGAACAUUUGGUGAAAAUUUGAUGAAAAUCGGACUGAUAUUGAGCGCGCAGUAGCGAUUUUCCGCAAAACGCCAAAAAGGGUGUCCUGUGUUACAAACACCCAGUCUCAAAACAAUAUCUGUUUUUUUAAACAGACGUGAUAUUCUUCAUAUAUCUUUAUCAAAAAUGGAUCUAUCCUAUCGACUACAAACGUGUCAAUGAAUUUGGAGUGAGUGGUGACGAUCUACAACAAUUCGACAGCAAUGGAGUUCUCGUCAAAACUGAUGAAACUCAAGCGAUUGGGACCUCCAAUGAGUCUUCUGAAAAUGGCGAAGUCCAUGCAAAAAGUGAAUAA
Messenger RNA from Paramuricea clavata, 32939 nucleotides. The record is from the annotation of a GenBank genome assembly. Lineage: Eukaryota; Metazoa; Cnidaria; Anthozoa; Malacalcyonacea; Plexauridae.